AUGGGAGCCCUCUCCCUCGCCAACCCCCCGUGUGGCCUCUCUCCUCGGCUUCGCCGGCGCUUUGAUUUGUAUUCUUCCUCCCUUGUGCUUCCUUUAUACACUUUGGUUCGAUGUAUCGUAUUUUUCGACAGUUUAUUGCCGAUAAUAUUUGGAUUUCCUAUUUCCUUUGGAUUGUUCGCUGUUCUGAGAUUUAUUUAUGUUUUGUGCACUGAUGUUUGGGAUUUAUAUCUUUGUGAGUAUCUACUUUUUCUUCAUGGCCUAAAAUUCAUGGCCGUUUCAUUUUGGGCUUGUUAGCGGCUUGAAGGAUGGAAGGGCAGUCCCUUUGCAAGCUUCUUCAAGGAGCAUCAGGUGCACAGCUUCUUUGACAGUGGGCGGUGACGAUGGUGAAGGUUAUAUUGGUGAGUCUAUUUUUUUGGAGAAUAUGCUCACAUAGCCUGUCCUACCUGUUGAUUUUGGGCAUUAUUGCGCUUUCUAUAUCAUUGGUUUACGAUGAGCUAUCCUUGGAAGUGUUUCUUGAAUUCAUCGUACAUGAAGGGAGAUGACCUCUUGAUUCCUUAUCUCGUUGAGAUUUUUUUUUACUUAUUCCACGUUAUUCGUUUUUUUUAAUUAUAUAAGUAGCGUAAUUAGCGAAGAACUGGAUAUUUCUUUUGCUGUUGUGAUUGAGGCAACCAUCACGCUCUGAAUCACUAAAUUAUGGAGAUAGAUGCCCUUCCGCUCAUAUGUGCAUUAUGUUAAGGUUGAAUUUGUGGGCGUGGUCAGAUUUAAAGAUUAGAACACAAGAACGUUGGAGUCUUUCAAGAGCAGAUGAGAAGGCGAUGUUCAUACUCCUGUUUACAUUUCCUUUUUCUUAUACAUGCUUAAGUAGAGAAACGAAUUAAAUGUGGUUUAAAUUGAUGAGAAAAUGGAAUAUAAAUGAUGCUGUUUCAAAUGGUUCCUUUCAUAAUAUAGAAAGCCCACUCUAUUCAAAUGAGCCAAAUGUUGACAUCCUCAUCCAAAACUGCCUUCUAUUAAUGUUUGUCCAUAACCAUGUUCUUCUUGGCAGCACCCUGUUAUCCUUUGUCUUGUGCUCCAUAGUCAGGCAUUGAAAGAUAGUAAGAAGGGGCGAAAUUACAGAAAAAGUGUCUCUCAUCCUAGUUGAGAACUGUUGUAUCAUAAAAUUUUUACGAUUAUUUUUAAAUUUUAUUCUUCAAUUUUUAUUAUGCUCGUACUGCAGAGGGCGCAUUGUCUUUCUUUACAAAAUACUGGGAAUGAACUUUUUACAAGGAAAACGAGAGGAUACAUGGUUUUCCUUAAGUCACAAUCCUUGUAAGCUCGACCCUGCAUUUAUUAUAACCUGCUGCGAUUUUGACUUAGUUAUGUAGCGCUCAGAUCUUGGUUUGCUGAUACUUAGUUAUUCUUGAGCCCAUCAAGCUAAACAAAUAACAAUGAAAGAUGUGUAGCUUUCAAGAUAGGCAAGAGACUGCUAGAUUUCCCUCGUUCAAUUUUAUUAUAAAUGUAUUUUUUCUCUGAAUUCGCACAUAUUUUCUUCUGGCUAUUGUGUCUCUGCUUAGGAGCUAUAAUUAUUCAGCAAAUUUUAAUUAGUUUUAAGUUGCUUGUGCCAUCUUAGGAUUGAGCUAUUUUAGUUCUGUCGUUUCUUUCUGCGCUUUCCAGAUCCCUAGUAUUGUUUCUGCUCAACGUUGAUAGUGCCUUCAUGUUUCCCAUGGGCCAAAUAACCGAUCCAUCCUCAUGUAUUGAUAAUGAAGAAGACGAGUGUCGAUAAGCAUGCAGGACUUUGAUGUGGUGCUCUGUUGAGUCAUAAACGAUGAGCCUUUGCCUGCUUCAGCCUGUUGUGGAAUCGUUUUUUGAACCAAAAAUAUCUUCUUAUUCGUUUAUUUCAUCUUGUACUGAAUAUGGGACGUUUUUUCUGUCAGAUGAGGCAGUCAAACCAAUCCGAAUUGCUGAUCUAAUUGGGCACAUUUAAUUAACUAGAAUUUCCUUUAUUUUUUAUUGUUCUCUUCGAUAUCUGAAUAUAAUAAACUUUUCGUCCUUUUUAAUUCUUUCUUACCAGGGACUGUGCUGAAAUAUCCUCGACGGCAUGUAUGGAACCCCUACAAGCGUCUUGGCCUGGGUGCUGAUGCUUCAGAAGAGGAAGUUAGAGAGGCCCGGAACUUUCUCAUUCAGCAGUAUGCUGGGCAUGAGAGCAGCUACGAGUCUAUAGAAGAUGCAUAUGAUAAGCUGCUAAUGUCCAGUUUCAGACUUCGGAAGAAGACAAAGAUAAACCUGAAGACCAGGCUGAAGAAGAAAGUGGAAGAGUCUCCUCCAUGGUUCAAGAGAUUGCUCGAGUAUGUAGAGCUUCCUCCCAUGGAUGUGAUUCUCAGAAGGAUGUUUCUUUUUGCCUUCAUGGCAGCUUGGAGCAUAAUGAACUCUGCUGAGACCGGCCCUGCCUUCCAAGUACGUUCUCUAUCUCUCUAAAUUAUUCACUUGAUUCCAUAUUAGUGUUCAAUUUUCUGCAUUUUUGAGUCCCUUAUACAAGUAUUUAUGUUCUUGAGCGCCUGUGGGUGUCUGUGAAUACUAAUUUUUCUUUGUAUAUAGGAGAAUAGUUCACACUAAUCAUCCAGCAUCGUAUAUAGGAGCAUAAUUCACACAGCAUUUACACUUUUUUGCAGUAAACUGUUUGCAAUUGAUUAUCCUAACCAAUCAUCCCUAAUUCUGUUUUUUUCUUUUCUAAUUUUCAUCAUACAGCUUGCUCUUUCCCUUGGUUCAUGCAUCUAUUUCCUCAACGACAAGAUGAGUAAUGUCGCUAGGGCUUCUGUAACUGGGUACAUAUUUGAUGAACUAGAAACAGUCUUUGGUUUUCUCUCCAUGACAAGAUGGAUUGAUCCAUGGAUGCCCCUCCUCUCAGGUUUGGAGCUCUAGUGCUCGGCUGGCUGUGCGGGUCAGUGGUGGUGCCAACAAUCCCAUCAUUCCUCCUGAAGCCAAUGUGGACGCUUGAGCUCAUGACUUCCUUGGUUUGCUAUGUCUUCUUGUUCCUUGCCUGUACUUUCCUCAAGUAG
Spirodela intermedia is the source of this 3032-nucleotide messenger RNA. Lineage: Eukaryota; Viridiplantae; Streptophyta; Magnoliopsida; Alismatales; Araceae. The record is from the annotation of a GenBank genome assembly.